Molecule: messenger RNA, 5284 nt
Organism: Sphaerodactylus townsendi
Lineage: Eukaryota; Metazoa; Chordata; Lepidosauria; Squamata; Sphaerodactylidae
Gene: TRIM66
Product: tripartite motif containing 66
Exons: 20
Coding region: 365-3946 (1193 amino acids)
Molecular function (GO): zinc ion binding; protein binding
Source: RefSeq, a predicted model, not a curated record
UAAGGGGCAUUUAGUGAGCUCUGCACACUUCGGCUGCUCUCCUUGUUUGUGAAGAGGGUUUAAAAAAAAAGGAAAGGAAAGGAGCCCCAGAUGCACGACAGAGAGGUCUAGUCAUUUUCUCUCAUCAGCACUCCUGACGCUGUACAGUAAAAGCUGUUUCCAGGGAUUACGCUGUGCAUGCUCUUCUGCUUAGUAACAACCUAUUUCCUCAGCCAAGAGACACUUAUUUGUGCACCUCUCUUAAGUGGCUGCUUUCCAGAGAAACCAGGUAUCUUCUCAUCCCCUCUUUGCCAAUGUUAUCACUGAUCAAGAAAUGUAGCUGAGCAUUUCUUUCCGAAGAACUUGAUCUGCAACAAAUCCAGCGAUGGCCAGAAAUUGCUCUGGAUGUAAAGAGAAGAGGCCUGCACACAGUCUGUGUACCAAUUGCAACCGGUGGCUGUGCAGCUUGUGUACAGAAGAACACGGGCAUGGCCAGGAAGCAGGAGAACAUUUCAUGCCUGCAUCAUUGAAGGGCUGCUCCGGUGGCGAAGGGGGAGCAAGUGAUUUUGCCUUGUUUUGUCCUGUGCACAGUCAAGAGUCACUCAAGAUGUUUUGUGAGACCUGUGAUGUCCUUACUUGCCGCUGCUGCCUUUUGACUGAUCAUAAGGAACACAGGUUCAGGUACCUUCAGGAAGCCUUGCAAAACCAGAGAGUCAUCCUGGAAAAUGUAACAGCUAAAGUGGAUGAGAAGAAAAGUGCAGCACAGGUCUCAGCCAAACAGAUUGAAGACAGAUUGUUUGAAGUAAAACACUUGCAGAGGAAAGUGGAAAAUCAGAUAAAAAUGGCCAAGAUGGUCCUGAUCAGUGAAAUAAACAAACGAGCAAAUGUCCUUCUGGAACAGCUAGAGAGAAUCACCAGUGAAAGAAAGCAGAAGCUGGAACAACAACUUCAGGGCAUCAUGGUAUUAAAUAGGCAAUUUGAGCACGUGCAGAACUUCCUCAGCUGGGCAGUGUGCAGUAAAAACAGUGUUCCAUUCCUCUUCAGUAAAGAAUUGAUCGUGUUCCAGAUUCAGCGUUUACUGGAAACAAACUGUAAUACAGAUGUGAGUCCUCCUUGGAAGGUCAGAUUCACGUGGGACCCAUCUUUCUGGACAAAACAGCUUUCCAAUUUAGGUCACUUGUCAAUGGAGGGGGGACAAGCCCCUCCUCAUUCAGAGGGACCAGCCUAUGGAAGUAUGCAAGGAAUGCAGCCCUCUUUGUACCAUCAUCAUGGUCAUCACUCACCAGUGCUGCAGCAUGAGCCUCUCAAUAAUCAAUCCUACCAGUUUCACACUCCGGUUCAUUGCCCCACACCUGUGUGCUGCACCCAUUGCCUUAACAUCCCACACAUGAACAAAGGGCAGCUGGCUCAACAGACCCUGAGCCACCCUCAGACCUUCCGGCAACCUCCAGAAAUGCAGCAGCACCAGCAACAUUUCCCUCUGCAGUACAGUCUGCAGCAUCAGGAAAGAGAGCAGAGGUGCAUGGCUCGCCCCAUGAAAACAAUGCAGCCUUGUUUAGAGGCCAAAUCUCACCAGGAGCAUGAGGGUGCAUCCUCCAGGAUGGGGAAGCAUCUGCAAGAUCAAGCCACUCACCAGCCAACAUACCCCAUUUAUCCUCUUCCGCCACAGGAGGUUCCCCAAGAUCAGGCUGGCCAUUCCCAGCAGGGGCCUGUGCAGCCUCCUCUACAGGUGCCAACUGUGCAAGUCCAGCUCAGUCCUCUCCAGAAGGUGAAACUGAACCACGUGCCAUCACAGCAGCAGCAGCAGCAGGAACAGCCACCUCCGCUGCAGCAACUGUCACCACAGCCACCGCCCACCGCAGGCCAGAAUGAGAAAGCUCAUGGACAAGUGAUCCAGCAGAGUUUGGACAUCAUGCACCACCAGUUUGAACUGGAAGAAAUGAAGAAAGACUUGGAGCUGCUCCUUCAGGCUCAGCAGCCAAGUCUGCAGCUGAAUCAGUCCAAACAGCCUCAGCAUGUGCAGCAAACCAUUGUGGGUCAGAUAAACUACAUUGUGAGGCAGCCAGCUCCAGCUCAGCAACAAAGUCAAGAGGAAGCACAACAAGUUGGUGAAGAUUCCACUGAGCCUGAAGGUCAAAAGCCAAUCCUUCCCCUUGACCAAAAUGUGAUUCCACCUGUGUCAGAGCCAUUAGAAGAAGCCAUUGUCCGUAUUCAUUCCCCAGAGAAUACUUUGAAUCCAGUGAGAAAGCAUUCAGGUUCACUGAACAUCGUGGGUUCAUCAAAUGCUUUAGAAAUGGAGUUGUCCUCAACAAGAGUAUCCAGGUCAUCUGAUCUACAGACACAAGAUGCCUCCGCUGUAACCUCUGGCCAGUCUCAAAGUGUGCCACAUGUCCCAACUGUGCAGUUGGAACCGGCACCAUGUUUCAGCCUGGCCUUGGACAGAACUAUAAAUGACUCAAGCUUUGAGAAUACAGAUCACUUAUCAACAGGUGCCAUGUCUCUGGGGAGUGCAGUGUGUAAGCUUGAAAAGGAAGGCUUUGGUCCUGUGAAUUAUCCCCUUGGAUGUGACCCUGCUAUGGUUGAGGCAAAUGACAGUAAUGAGUUAGCUCUUCCAGUGGAAAAUAUUCUGGAAGAGCCAAUUAAUCUUUCAGUUAAGAAGACUCAGCUGUGUGCCUCCCCAAACAUCUAUACCACCAACUCUUCUUGCCUACAGCCCUCUAAUGCACUGCAGCCAAGACAUAUUGAAGAUUGCCAUAAGUGUGAAGACCAACAUUUUGAAACGGAAAUUAAAAAUAAUCAGAACAACAGAGCUUGUGCCAAAGAGGUGAAGAUCCCUUAUGUGUGCCUGGAGCGACUGAAGAUAUGCACAUCAGAAUCUGGAGAACUUCCAGUAUUCAAGCUGCAGCCAAAGAAGAAUGAACAUGAUGGGACUUUUCUGUUGAUAAUUGAAUGUGGUACUCAGUCUUCAAGGAUGGCUAUCAAGGUCAAUCAAGGGAAUCCACAAAAUGUUGUCAAUCAAGGAAAUCCACCUAUUGCUAAGGUCAGUCAAGGAAAUCCACCUAGCAAAGGACUAAAUGCCAAGCCUAAGACGACAGAGGACCGAAGAAUCCUUUCAAGCCAACCAGCAGAGCAAGCACUGCCUUCUUCUGAGGAUCAUAGGCUCAGUAACAGCCUGAAGAAAGCUGUGCUUCCCCAGGAAAACAACCCCAUUGAGAACGAGGACUUUUGUGCUGUUUGUUUGAAUGGAGGAGAACUGCUGUGCUGUGAUUACUGCCCAAAGGUGUAUCACCUAUCAUGUCACGUUCCUGCCUUGCUCAGCUUUCCUGUAGGGGAAUGGGUAUGUACACUUUGCCGCAAUGUCGAGAAGCCAGAGGUUGAAUAUGACUGUGAAAACACACGCUGUGGCAACACACUAAUGCAUGCAAGAACACUUUAUGGCCUUGAUGACAAUGAUCAGAAGAAAUGUGAGAAACUGGUACUUUCACUGUACUGCAAUAGUCUGAGCCUACCAUUCCAUGAACCAGUCAGUCCCCUAGCUCGUCAUUAUUAUCAGAUCAUCAAGAGGCCUAUGGACUUAUCCACUAUCAGGAAAAAACUCCAAAUAAAUAACAAAUUCCACUACUCCACCUCUGACGAGCUGGUAGCAGAUGUGCGCCUUAUGUUCUGGAACUGUGCAACAUUCAAUUAUCCUGAUUCAGAGGUUGCUGAGGCGGGACGAUGCCUGGAGAUAUUCUUUGAAAGCAAGCUAAAAGAUAUUUACCCAGAAAAGCAUUUCUCCUUGAUGCAGCAAGAUGAUUCGGAUUCAGAGGAAGUGGAGCACGAGACUAGCCAGGCAGCUUCCAAGGAAUUCCAUUGGCCUUCAUACAGACAAGAGUGUAUCCAGCCCAAAAGAAGGCGACGACACGCUGAAAGUGAAAAAACGAAAAGACCGAUGUUUUGGCCAGCUAAAGGACUUUCUCAGGUGUGACCUGCACUGGUGCUGUAAAGAACCCAAAAUAUCUUUAAAAAUAAAUGACAGUCAUAAAAAAUGUUGGAGGAAAUAAGAACUUUCACUUAAAUACUUCACUUAAAUUUCACAAUAGUGACUGACCAACUUGACUUCAACACCCUUUGAGAAGAUUACAUUUUUAAUCAGUCCCCCACUGUCCUUUCUAAUAAUUUGUAUUCACACUGAUGGUUUGGUCAUAUGCAAUAGCAACUAUUGAUAAAAUAGGAUAUUUGUUAUUCUGGUUUUUAAAUUAUUUCAUACAGUCCUUUCACUUCAGAGGUCAUAACUAACAACAAUUUAUUAAUGUUACCAUUACUAGUAAUGUUACCAUUACCACAAGUUUAUAUUGGAUAAAAAGGGACCAUUUUACUCUAGGUAGCAGUGUUUAUGUCUGUUGUGUCCAUAUUGAAUGAAAUGAAUUCAAAAUAUAUCUAGAAUGAGAAAUGUACCUCCCAGCUCCAUAAAGUGACAGACCUGCAUACAAGAUCUAUCCCUUAGUUCUGGAAAUUAUGUCUAGUGCCUUCUUCACUCAUAUGAACUGGAGGAUAAUCAUGGGCUGAAAUGGUUCAAUAUUUCUUAAGUGGGUUGGAAGUCCAUCUGAUGCCACUAAUAGUUGAGACCAUACUUGUGUCCAAUGUAUGCCUUUGUAUGUAGUGCAGAUGGGGGCUGAUUAUGCAGCCUGUCAUUGUACAUGACCACAAGAGUGAUCCUGCUACGGAAUUUUUUUAAACAUGCAGCAUAAUUUUUUUUCAGGAACUUUUUCUUACUCUGCAAUUUGAGCACUAAAGUAUCAAAUUUUAAGGGUAAGAAGAUCUCAUGCAGACAAACUGUAUGGAUUAUUAUUGCAAAUACAGUUGUUUCAGUCUAUAUAAGACCUGAAGUUCUUAUCAUAAUGCCCUGUCCCAAUCACAAAACUUCACUGUGAAAUUUCAGCUGUGCUACAUUCUUUCCAGUCUGGCAUUCCUUUACUUAUGUUUAGCCUCAUUCCUGAUCUCAAAUGAAAUACUGAAAAUAAAAAAGGGUGACAUAGGGUGGAGUUUCAUCUGGUUUUCAUCCAGCUGUUUAAAAUCAAAAUUAAGUCCCUAGUGAUAUUCCAGUUCUGCUACAUUUCCUAUAAAUAAUAAAAGAUUUUAAGCACAGUCUAUAUGAAUGUAUCAAAUAAGGUAGACAUGGAUGUUAUAGUAGAUAACACUGUAAGUGAGAGUUUACAGAUUAGCAAGAUCUUCCAGUUGUCCAUGUUAAUAUUGACAAAAAUGCUGUAGAAAAGAUGUUGUCUCCUUUGCUAAUGUAUAAUAAAACCUUCACCUGAAAAAAAAA